AUGUCCUUGGGAUACGCCGACCGCCUGAAGAACAAGCGCAACUUAGGUGGCCAGCUUGGCGCGAAGGAAUACCAUCAAACCUUUGAUGAAAUUAAAGAAGGCGUCAAAUCUCUAGCAAAAUGGGUUGCGGACGCCAAGCGAGUCUUUGUGUUCACGGGCGCUGGGAUUUCAACCUCUUGCGGAAUACCUGACUUCCGGGGGCCAAACGGGAUUUGGACAUUGCGCAAGAAGAAGAUCCCCAUUCCCACCGACUUCACCCCGUUUGAGUACGCCAAGCCAAGCUUCACGCACAUGGCAAUCGCCGCGCUGGUCGCUGCUGGCAAAGUGCCGUACGUUUGCAGUCAAAACGUCGACUCCUUGCAUUUAUGGAGUGGGGUGCCCAGGAACCGGUUGGCGGAGUUGCACGGCAAUUGCUUUGCGGAACGGUGCACGCAGUGCCGUUCAGAGUACGCCCGAGACUUUCAGAUGGAGACGGUCGACUUCAAACCCAGUGGCCGGUUGUGCGACCAACCCGCCUGCGGGGCUCCCCUGGUGGACAACAUCCUGGACUGGGACACGCCCCUGCCGGAAGAUGAGCUGGGCGAGGCCGUACGACACGCGGAGGAAGCGGACGUGGCGCUGGUGCUGGGCACCUCACUGCAGAUUCAGCCCGCGAACGAGAUCCCGACCCUGACAAGAGACGGAGGCGGUAAGAUGGUGAUCGUCAACCUCCAGAAGACCCCCAAGGACCGCCGAGCCAACCUCAUCAUUCGCAGUCGGGUGGAUCUAGUGAUGGCGCUGCUCAUGAAGGAACUGGGAAUGCAGGUUCCUCCGUACAUCCGUACAGAGCGGCUUGUCGUGGAGCACGAACUCUCCCACAGUGGCGGCGGUGGUGGCGGCCGCGUCCUCACGGUUCGCGUACGGAGCCAGCACGGCCGCCACUGUCCGUUGCCGAUGGUCGAGUCCGUGCAGAUCUCCGUCACAGCGGAGCCAGAG
Molecule: messenger RNA, 975 nt
Organism: Volvox carteri f. nagariensis
Lineage: Eukaryota; Viridiplantae; Chlorophyta; Chlorophyceae; Chlamydomonadales; Volvocaceae
Exons: 9
Molecular function (GO): NAD+ binding
Source: RefSeq, a predicted model, not a curated record